Messenger RNA from Aplosporella prunicola CBS 121167, 372 nucleotides. RefSeq lists its product as uncharacterized. The coding region runs from base 1 to 372 and encodes 123 amino acids. The record is from RefSeq and is a predicted model, not a curated record. The transcript has a single exon. Lineage: Eukaryota; Fungi; Ascomycota; Dothideomycetes; Botryosphaeriales; Aplosporellaceae.
AUGUCGGACCCUCUAUCCAUCGCAGCAAGCGUAGGCGGCCUUGCCGUCAUUGCACUAAAUGUUGUCAAAGGGAUCAAGGAGAUCAUUGAGGAUGUCAAGACCGCAAAACCUCAACUACAAAGUCUACUACAAAGCGUCACCGUUCUCCAUGGGCUCCUCAAAGGACUUAGUCUUGUUAUGGACCCCGCGAAAGAAGCUGGCCUCGACGACAAGGGUCCUAGCGAAGCAAUAAUUCUGUGUAGCGCUACUCUCGACAACAUCAAGCAAUUGCUUAAAAAAUUUGGAUCAAACGUUGACACUCCUACGGCCAAUCCGGGCACUUUUAGUGCCAAUAUGACAGAUCCUUCAAACCUCCGACUUGGAAGAAAGUGA